Molecule: messenger RNA, 2439 nt
Organism: Gaeumannomyces tritici R3-111a-1
Lineage: Eukaryota; Fungi; Ascomycota; Sordariomycetes; Magnaporthales; Magnaporthaceae
Exons: 2
Coding region: 196-2283 (695 amino acids)
Molecular function (GO): ATP hydrolysis activity; ATP binding
Source: RefSeq, a predicted model, not a curated record
UGCUAAGGCAACAGUCUUGAAUUUCCAGUAGAAGCAUGAAUGCGCUGUCUCCAAUAGCCUGGUCCAGCCCGUCUCCGGUGGUAGCAUUAAUACACCCUUUUGUCCUCCCCUCUCGCCUCGUCUUGGUCUUGAUGCAACACCAACCUUGACUCCCAUCCUUCCGCUACAUCCCCAAACACAGCCGGCAGACACACAAUGGCGCCCUCUGCCGUGGUAGACGAACUCCUGGCCGAGCCGCAGGCCAACGGCACCAAGGCCAAGGCGGCCGCGGACCAGGCCAACGGCGAAGCGUCGUCCUCCGACGGCAAGGCGGACGACAAGACCGAGGACGGCGGGUCGGACAGCGAGACCACAGAGGACGACAAGAAGGCCGACAAGAAGGACGACAAGGAGGACGACAAGCCCAAGGAGCCGCUGGCGCCCAAGGGCUCCCUCAGCACGCCCAAGAACAUCUACCGGUCCGCUAAGGACAGCGACGGCAACUGGUCGUGGGUCGACCACCCGCCCAAGGACCUGCUCGAGGCGGCCGAGAACGACGCGACGGCCCAGUACGCCGUGCUCGUGCGCAACAUCAAGUCGCAGGACUCGCGCAAGAAGCUCGAGGCCCACUCGCUCGUGAUCCAGAGCGAGUGGCUCCGCAAGGCCCUGGGCGAGAUCCUCGAGGGCUACCCGGGCGUGGCCUGCGAGCUCGAGCGGCUCGAGUUCGAGGCGCCCUUCCACCCCUUUGUGCACCGCUGGCCCGAGUACACGGCCUACAUGGCCAAGCCGGACCUCGACGAGACCACGAGGGAGCACCUCAAGGUGCUGCACGACAUUUUGACCUACGAGAUUGGCGACCAGAUCCGCGCCCUCGAGGACUACGUCAAGGUCAAGAACAUCAAGUUCUCGGACCUGUGGAUGAUCCUGCAGCCCGGCGCCGUCAUCUUCUCGGCCUUCAAGGGCGCCCACUCGGCCAUGCAGCUGCACGAGACCGAGUACAUGCAGAACCAGUGCGGCCGCUUCCUGCGCCUGCGCCUCGAGUGCAUCGACUACUCGGGCAAGGAGUUCGGCCGGUCGCGCGAGGUGGUCGACGUGCCCGAGUUCAUCGGCCUGCGCAAGAUCACGUCGCUCAACGCCUUCCCGCUCUCGUUCCACGAGGCCAAGGAGGAGGUGACGGAGCUCCUCGUCGGGCGCGGCAAGCUCUUCGAGGACCUGGCGGGACACUGCUUCAAGAGCUACGACGGCACCGCCAUCACGUGGGACCGCGAGGGCAACGAGGUGCCCGUGCAGGUGUGCGGCCGCAUCGUCAUCGACAUCAAGUCCUUCAACCGCUUCAGCCCCUACCCGCGCCGCUACGUCGAGGACUUUAACGCCCAGGACCUCGAGCUGCUGGCGGCGCACCGGCUCGCAAACGGGCUCGAGGGCGCGGGGCCGCUGCGCCUGACGCCCUUCCACCACAUGCUCUGCCGCGGCCGCACGCGCGGCUACUCGCUCAAGCUCAAGAAGUGGCUCGACUUUUACGUCGAGCACGUGGCCGAGAUCGAGUGGAACCGCCGCGCCUUUGACCGCCUCGUCCUGCCCGAGGACCAAAAGGAGCUGAUCCUGGCCUUUUCCGAGUCGCAGCUCGACCAGACCGAGGGCGGCGGCGGCAAGUCGUUCGACGACUUCAUCGCCGGCAAGGGCAAGGGCGUCAUCUGCCUGCUGGCCGGCCCGCCAGGCGUCGGCAAGACCCUGACGGCCGAGGCGGUGGCUGAGCACCUGCGCGUGCCGCUGCACACCCUCAGCUCGGGCGACCUGGGCUCGCAGCCGUGGGAAGUGGAGCACGGCCUGUCGCGCAUCCUGGAGCUGGUGGCGCGCUGGAACGCCAUUCUGCUGCUGGACGAGUGUGACGUCUUCCUAGAGGCCCGCAGCACCCACGACCUGGAGCGCAACAAGGUCGUCAGCAUCUUCCUGCGCACGCUCGAGUACUACGAGGGCAUCCUCUUCAUGACCACCAACCGCGUCGACAACAUCGACCAGGCCUUCCAGUCGCGCAUCCACGUUAGCCUCGAGUACAGCUCGCUCGACCCAACCUCGCGCGCCGCCAUCUGGCGCAACUUCCUGGGCGGCCGCAUGGGCAUCACGCCCACCGAUAUCGAGGAGCUGGCCGAGUACCCGCUCAACGGCCGCCAGAUCAAGAACGUGCUCAAGACGGCCCAGCUGCUCGCCUCGCGCAAGCAGAGCGAGCUCAAGCGGAGCUUCAUCGACACCGUCCUGGCCAUCGAGAAGCGGCGGCCGGGCGCUGUUCAGGCGGACGCGGCGUAGGGUGUUUUUUUUUUUUGUUUUUGUUUUUUUUGGGUGUUUUGAGUGCUUUGCAGGGUAUUCGGCUUACUUGGGUCUUUUGUGUAGCGUCAACAUGUUUCAACAUUACGAAAUGGUCGCUGCGAAUGCAUAUGGUAGUAAACAUUCAUGCCUGCUGGA